Molecule: messenger RNA, 1770 nt
Organism: Pteropus alecto (black flying fox)
Lineage: Eukaryota; Metazoa; Chordata; Mammalia; Chiroptera; Pteropodidae
Gene: SYT12
Product: synaptotagmin 12
Exons: 7
Coding region: 20-1285 (421 amino acids)
Biological process (GO): regulation of calcium ion-dependent exocytosis; regulation of dopamine secretion; calcium-ion regulated exocytosis
Molecular function (GO): calcium ion binding; clathrin binding; calcium-dependent phospholipid binding
Source: RefSeq, a predicted model, not a curated record
AGCCGCCACACUGGGCAUCAUGGCCGUGGACGUGGCAGAAUACCACCUGAGCGUCAUCAAGAGCCCCCCCGACUGGGAGGUGGGUGUCUACGCUGCCGGGGCCCUGGCACUGCUGGGAAUUGCAGCCGUGAGCCUGUGGAAGCUCUGGACAUCGGGGAGCUUCCCCAGCCCCUCCCCAUUCCCCAACUACGACUACAGGUACCUUCAGCAGAAGUAUGGCGAGACCUACGCAGAGGCCAAGCAGAAGAGAGCACCUGCCUGGAAUGCCCAGCGGGCCAGCGCUCGAGGACCACCCAGUCGCAAAGGCAGCCUCAGCAUCGAGGACACCUUUGAGAGCAUCAGUGAGCUGGGGCCCCUGGAGCUGAUGGGCCGUGAGCUGGACCUGGCCCCGUACGGGACUCUCCGGAAGUCCCAGUCGGCAGAUUCCCUCAACUCCAUCUCCUCCGUGAGCAACACCUUUGGGCAGGACUUCACGCUGGGUCAGGUGGAGGUGAGCAUGGACUACGAUGCUGCCUCCCACACCCUCCACGUGGCCGUGCUGCAGGGGAAGGACCUCCUGGAGCGGGAAGAAGCCAGCUUCGAGUCCUGCUUCAUGCGCGUCAGCCUGCUGCCGGAUGAGCAGAUCGUGGGCAUUUCCCGGAUCCAAAGGAAUGCCUACUCCAUCUUCUUCGACGAGAAGUUCUCCAUCCCCCUGGACCCUGCAGCCCUGGAGGAGAAGAGCCUGCGGUUUUCUGUGUUCGGCAUCGAUGAAGAUGAGCGGAAUGUUAGCACAGGGGUGGUGGAGCUGAAGCUUUCCGUACUCGACCUCUCGCUGCAGCCGUUCAGCGGCUGGCUCUACUUACAGGACCAAAAUAAGGCCGCUGACGCUGUGGGUGAGAUCCUGCUAUCCCUCAGCUACCUCCCCACGGCCGAGCGCCUGACUGUGGUAGUAGUGAAGGCCAAGAAUCUCCUCUGGACCCAUGACAAGGCCACAGCGGACCCCUACGUCAAGGUGUACCUGCUGCAGGAUGGGAGGAAGAUGAGCAAAAAGAAGACAGCUGUAAAGAGGGAUGACCCCAACCCCGUGUUCAACGAAGCCAUGAUCUUCUCGGUGCCAGCCAUCGUGCUCCAGGACUUGUCCCUCCGUGUGACGGUGGCUGAGAGCAGCAGUGAUGGCCGUGGGGACAACAUAGGCCAUGUCAUCAUCGGGCCAUCAGCUAGCGGCAUGGGCACCACGCACUGGAACCAGAUGCUGGCCACGCUACGCAGGCCUGUGUCCAUGUGGCACCCCGUCCGGCGAAACUAGCAGCUGGGGCAAGGCCAGGGUGGGCACUGGAGCUGCCUGGAGCCUGGCUCAAGUUCAGCUCUGACAUCCUUCUCCAUAGUCCAGCUGGAGCCAUGAACACUGGGGUUCCCUGGUGGAGUUCCCAUGAGCCAUCUUGGUCCCUCUGUCCAGACUGCAGCCGAGGAGCCAGCCUGGCUGGGUAUUUAGGGACCCGGGGUUUCUCCCACUGAGGACGAGCUGUGGCUGGCUAGGCCCCAGGAGGGCAGCUGGGCACUGGCCCAUUGUUCUCCCACUUCGAGAUCCCCAACAGGUCUGCCCCUCGGCCUAGGGAUGACCUUGGCCUCCCAGAGCUCCUCAUUCCCCACCCGUGCCAGAAGGCCAGUGCCAAGCUGGGCCAUGCACUGGAACCAAGCAAGUCUUGGUGGCCAGGUGCCGUGGCGGACAUCAGCAGGAGUGACAUGAACAAAACACAGCCCCUAGGAUGUUGGGAAGACGAGACGUCCCUU